UAUGGGUGUUCAGGACACUACAAAAACGGAUGAAUCCAACAGAAUAGCAUCAGUCGAUCGAUCCGAUCCAAAGUCUAACAACAAUAUGAGAGGAGUAUUCAAAAUAGUGUGCGUGUUCGGCCUAUGCGCCUACGCAUUGGCAUCGGAAAACGCUGCAGGAAAAUCGGCUGACAAAGCUGCCACCACCGCAGCAGCCACCGACGACAGUAAAAGCCAAGGCAAGAGAGGCAUUUUCGACACCGGUUAUGGAUACGGCUCCGGUGGUUUCGGCCACGAGCUGACCGGUCAUGACUUCCACCACGAACCACAAGUGCUGUCCAAGACCAUCAUCAAGGAGGUCGCCCAACCGUACCCCGUCGAGGUCGAGAAACACGUACCGUACCCUGUAAAGGUCGAGGUGCCCGUUGACCGCCCUUACCCAGUGCACGUGCCCAAGCCAUAUCCAGUGCACGUCGACAAGCCCGUCCCGUACGAAGUCAAAGUGAAGGUACCCCAACCGUACACCGUCUACAAACACGUUCCUUAUGAAGUCAAGGUACCCGUUGACAAACCGUACACCGUCCACGUUCCCAAACCUUACACCGUUUACGUGGAGAAGCGCGUCCCUUACGAGGUCACCAAGCACGUACCAUAUGAAGUCAAGGUACCCGUCGACAAGCCGUACACAGUCCACGUUCCCGUCGAGAAGCACGUCCCUUACACCGUCGAAAAGCACGUGCCGUACCCGGUCAAAGUGCCAGUGGACCGCCCCUACCCGGUGACAGUCGAGAAGCACGUGCCAUAUCCCGUCGACAAACCAGUGCCAUACACGGUCGAGAAAGCAGUGCCGUACCCUGUCAAAUUUCCAGUCAGAGUCGAAGUCCCUGUGCCAUACGAAGUGCCACACCACCACCAUUACGAUGAACACUCAUACAGCGAACACUCGUAUGGUGAACACGGAAGCCACAGUUAUAUAAUUUAUAUACAGAGCGUGCUCGCCAUCACGAUGAGAGGUCUCCUGUAUACAGUGUGUGCAUUUGGACUGUGCGCUUACGCGCUGGGCAAGGACGAAGCCGUCGUCAACAAGGACGCACCGGUGGACGGUGACAAGAAGUCGUCCGCGGACAAGACCCAGGACAAGAGGAGCCUGUACGACACCGGUUACGGUUACGGUUCCGGUUCGAGUUACGGAUACGAUGUAGGCGUCGGCGGCGGAGAUUACCACGGUCACGGUCACGUGCUGUCCAAGACCAUCAUCAAGGAGGUGGCGCACCCAUACCCCGUGCCCGUCGAGAAGCACGUGCCGUACCCCGUCAAGGUGGCUGUACCAGUGGAUCGCCCGUACCCGGUGCACGUACCCAAACCUUACCCUGUGCACGUCGAGAAACCCGUGCCAUACCCCGUCAAAGUGUCCGUGCCACAGCCGUACCCAGUGAUCAAGGAGAUCCCAGUACCAGUCAAAGUGCCCGUCGACCGCCCGUACCCCGUGCACGUGCCCAAACCGUACCCAGUGUACGUCGAGAAGCACGUCCCAUACCCAGUCGAGAAACACGUGCCGUACCCAGUCAAAGUGCCAGUCGACCGCCCUUACCCCGUGCACGUGCCCGUCGAGAAGCACGUCCCUUACCCCGUCGAGAAGCAUGUGCCCUACCCGGUCAAAGUGCCCGUCGACCGCCCCUACCCGGUCACAGUCGAAAAGCACAUACCGUAUCCAGUCGAGAAGCCCGUCCCAUACCCGGUCGAGAAGCUCGUCGCCUAUCCGGUCAAAGUUCCUGUGAAAGUCGAAGUCCCAGUACCGUACCCGGUCAAGAGCCACGACCACCACUACAGCCAUCACGAUGACUACCACCACAGCAGCUACUAACUAAAUGAACACGGCAUUAAUAAACAUUUAUCGCAUCGAAAGGGUUUUCCGUAACCUCAAAAUAGUUACCACUAAUUUGUUAAGUACUUUUUUGUUUUUUUUACUUUGUAAAUAUUAAUUUUAUGAUAUAAAAUUUAUACUUCCUAUACUACUAUCUUUAAACGAAAUUAAUUUUAAUUAUAUAACGGAAUUAAAAACAUUUUCUCUCGACUUUGACUGUUACCGACUAAGAUCUUUUUUUUACGACCUUAAAUUAACUUUUAUUUUUGUAUAUAUUAAACUUUCACCCCCCCCCCCCCCAACCCUCUCUCCGCCUAUACCAUAAUCAGCAAUUCUUCUCUUUGGCAACAAAAAAAAGCUCUACAAAGGAAACUGUCGAGGGACAAUAUUAUUUGGUAUGAUGUAUAAUGCAGUAUGAAUAAAGUUUAUUUUUCUUUGA
This is a messenger RNA of Metopolophium dirhodum (rose-grain aphid), 2282 nucleotides long. RefSeq names its product titin-like. Lineage: Eukaryota; Metazoa; Arthropoda; Insecta; Hemiptera; Aphididae. The transcript is spliced from 2 exons. The record is from RefSeq and is a predicted model, not a curated record. The coding region runs from base 2 to 1843 and encodes 613 amino acids.